AUGAGCGGCGGUGACCAGGCGGCCGGGCCCCGGCUCUGCACCCCGCCUUGUCCCCGCCGGCGUUACCCGAGGAGCCCGAGGCCGCCGGGCCGCACCGGCCCUUCGGGUCGCCGUCCCUCGGAGCGUGGGGCCGGCGGGCGGUGCGGCGGCGAGCGGCGGUGCCGCCCCUGCCCUCUCCCGUGCCGGCGGGGACGGAGCGGGGCUGCCCUUGGCCCCGGCCCGGCGGCAAGCGGUGCGGGAGGACGCCGAGCCCCGUCCCCACGGAGGGCACCUCCGGCCGCCGCGGCGGAGAGCCGGGCCCUGCCAGGGCUUAGCGCCUCGCCCGCCCCCGCAGCCAGGCCGCGGCGGUGCCAGCGGCCGCCGCUGCAGCGCGGCGUUUGCGUGAGGGGGGCAUGGCCCGCCCGCCGCCGCCGCACUAGCCGGCCGCGGGGUUCGCCUGCCGCCGCGGCCGCAGCAUGCCGAACAGGGCCGGCCUGGACGCGGCGCUGA
This is a messenger RNA of Colius striatus (speckled mousebird), 489 nucleotides long. Its product is annotated as putative HTLV-1-related endogenous sequence. The record is from RefSeq and is a predicted model, not a curated record. Lineage: Eukaryota; Metazoa; Chordata; Aves; Coliiformes; Coliidae. The transcript has a single exon. The coding region runs from base 1 to 489 and encodes 162 amino acids.